UUUCCGAAAAGUCAAGUUCAAUGAGAGUUAUCCGUCUUGAGUUGGAACUCUUCAAUUGGUUGAAUGAACUUCCGCCGAGUACUGUCAACUUCCGUCGAAAACAGCGCGCUGCUUCGAAGCUGUCAAAAUGGGGAAGCAAUACUGCUGUAUUUGUAGCAAUUUUAGGGGAAAGAUAGUCGGUGAAAGAAUAGUAUCUCUACACGUCAUUCCAGUAAGCAAGUCCCUACGACAAGCGUGGAUAAGGCGACUUCGGUUAGUGAGAAAAGACCUCACAGUGACCAAGCACACGGAAAUUUGCUCAGAACAUUUCGUGGGUGGUAACGGUCCAGGCAUAGGGCAUGAUGUUCCAUCGAUUUUUCCGAAGAAAAAUUACAGUACUUGCACAGUGUCUGAUGCUGACUUUGUUGAUACCUCGAAGCCAAAUGAAAGCCCAUUCAAGCAGGCCUGUGACCCUGAAUCUCCCAAAGUGACUAUGCAGGUACAUGGAGGGACUCCUCAGUCUGAUGAAAUUGAACAUCAUUCCACAACAUUCAGUCAAGGUGCCAGAUCCUAUGACGUUGCAUCAAUUAUGCUGCAUGACUACUGUGAGGCUGUGUGUGAAGACGACAUCAGUUGCAAAAGAUAUGGAUCAUCGCAAACAGAAAUGGUGGAAGUUAGAAGCAUGUCUACUCAAACUGACGAUGUAAUGUUCCAGUGUUUAAAUCCUGUGAAAACAUCCUGUGCAAUGACUCAGACUGAGACUGAAAAUAAAAAAGUCUUUCGCAAUCAAGCCACUCAAGUCAAACUUCCUGAUUUAACAUUUUUUGAUGUGAAGAAUGAUUCAGAAUUGGUAACCUAUUAUACAGGUCUUGUGGAUGCAGAAAAGUUUUCAUGUUUAUUUGACGAGUUUUCUGAGGUUCAUGACAGGGACUAUCCAACAUCCAAUAUCGGACGCCCUAAAUCUUUGUCUUUGAUAGACGAGUUCUUUCUAGUGUUGAUGCGUCUUAGACUUGGACUCCUAGUUGUUGAUUUAUCAAAGCGAUUUCAUAUUUCCAGAAGCUGCUGUGCUGAUAUCAUUAAUAGAUGGAUUGAUAUUUUGUACAACAGUUUAUCCUUCCUAGUUGUCUGGCCAUCAAUGGAUACUAUUAAUACAACUAUGCCUCAAGGUUUUAAAGAUCUGUAUCCAAAUACAAGGGUUGUUAUAGAUUGUACAGAAUUAUUUACAGAAAAACCUUACUCUAUUGGUAAACAGUCACAAAUGUACAGUCAUUAUAAAAGUCACAUAACAUUUAAACCGCUUGUUGGUGUCACUCCAAAUGGUGUUGUUAGCUUUGUCUCUGACUUGUGGUCAGGAGCUAUAAGUGACCGGCAAAUAACAGUAGAAUCAGGACUUUUAGAUUUGUGUGAUGUAGGUGAUGCAAUCAUGGCGGAUAAGGGAUUUACAAUCUCAGACUUGACAACACCAAGAGGUAUACUCUUAAUAAUUCCACCAAAGAAACAUAAGAGAAAACAGCUGACUGCUGUAGAAAUUGAACAAACUAGGAGAAUAGCGAACUUGAGAAUCCAUGUUGAAAGGCACAUGGAACGUGUCAAGAAUUUCAGAAUUUUGCAGGGUAUAAUUACAAUUACAAUUUCAAAAUCUGUAAACAAAAUCUGGAAAAUCUGUAAUGCUUUGACUACUCUGCUUCCCCCUCUUUAUCCUCAUGACCAAGAAAUUGAUGACAAUUACUUCUUUGAUGACAGUUCCUUGCUUGCUCUGUAAUUAGUAGGAUUAGCAUAAUCUUAUUGCAGCUCCAGAUGUGAAUGGUCACAUGAUAUUUUCUGCUGUAUUUAAACUUAAUAAUCAUGGUAUCAUGAUAACAAUUUUGUAUUGAAAACAUUGAGCCAAAUAAGUCUAGACAAAUAAGUCUAUUUUUGUCCAAUAUGACUAUUGACAUGACCACCUACUGGUUGUCUAUUUUUGUUUUACUUAUUGAAUCAAAGCAUUGAUAUAAAAAUCCUGACUCUUCAUAUAAGUAGCAAGUUGACCAAAGGGGGAAAAUUAAUCAGCCAACCAUUCUGUCAUUGAGACCGUGCGGGUGGAACGUUUUUAGCUCAAAUAUCCACCUCAGUUCAAGUGCUCUCCUCUUAACUGUGGUGUCAGUAGACUCAGGGUUUUCCUUGAGCUGUGCUAUGAUGUUAUAUCUAACAUCUUUGGUGCUGUGAUCAUCACUAUUGAAGUGAUUAGCUACAGGUUUGUCUCUCUUGUAGCUGAUGUCUGCAAAGUGUUCUUUCAGUCUAGUCUGAAAUUCUCUUUUGGAUUCUCAAACGUAUUGUUUCUUGCAUUUGUUACAAGUUAGCAAGUAAACUAUGUUUUUACUUGUACAUUCAAACUUGUGGAUUUUGAAUGUUUUGCCUAAUGUCGAGCUGCGAAACGUAUGUGUUUUACCUAAGGAGUUGCAGAUUUUGCAUCCUUCUCUUUUGCAACUCUCAUUUACGAAGUUGACUACCUUGCCGCUAAUUUGCGGUUUGGUGGGUGGGUGGGUAGUGUAGUACUGUCCUGAAGUAAGACAAGUUCUAUGGAUGAACAACUUCUUUAUUACAAUUAGUGCGACGUUUCGGUGUAGAUCCUAACACCUUUAUCAAGCAAGUGAUGGAUAGGGCUAAACAACAUAGGUAUAUAUACACUUAUUGACAUCUAAGUUGUUACAGUGACUAGUUGAUGGACACAGAGAGGUGAUUAAGCUAAUUGGAAGCCAGUGGAUGACUAAUGAACACAGAGUAACUAGCAGAGUAAACAAGCAGACUGAUGUGAAUUUUAUAUUACCAAGUUUGUUAAAAUCAUUGGAGACUGCUUUGAUAAACGACUCUAGUGUUGGGUCGGUAUAAGGUCUAGGGGUCCAAGUGCUUUUGGGACCGAAUUUGUGAUCCAGUGUGUUUUGGAGCGGGUGUGAAGUGCCAUCAAUGGAAGAAUCAUGGAAAAAAUGAGUGAGACAUAAUUUUCUGAAAAAUUGUUUCAGGUCGGAAAAGGUUUUACUUUUGUCAGUAAAUCUAGGGGUGGGGCUAAAAGUGAGUCCCUUGUUAAGAACCUCUAAUUCAGAUGGAUUAAGGUCAUAAUCGGAAAGAUUGAUAACAAAGUUGUCAUGAUAAGAUUCACCAGUUUUAUUAUCUGAGUUAUUGUUCAGAUUCAGAUUAGAAAGUUUAUUGCACAAACUGUUGUUGUUGAAGUUGAGGUGUUUCGACAACAGCUCUAGGGCCCGUUUGAGGUCCCGCGAAUUGUUUCCUUGAUUGCCCCUGUCGGGGCGGAAGUUCUGUCGUGGUCUGCGUAGUCCACGAGCUCGAUCACGUGAUGGUUGUCUCGAGGGGCGAAACUUGGGAGAUUUGGCCCGUUUCUGGGUCGGGGUCCCUUGCACGUAUAGUUUGGCGGCGAAGGGGUCAGAUUUGAUAGCCGCCUGUUGUAGGCUAACAAAUCUGGUGUUGAAUUUUUCAUGUGUGGACUUGUGCUCUCUGUCUUUGACUGCUUGACAAGCAGUGUUGAUGAUGUUUUGAGAGUGUUGAUCCGCUUUGGAGAUAAUUUUAUCUUCCAACAGUUUCACUGAUUCGUUGACGGAAACAAGCUGGCGUUCUAAAAGUUCUUUUUGUGUACUCAUGAGUGUGAGUUUAUCUUCAUAUAAGAACAUAAACAAUUUCAUGUUUUAGCUGUGACAGCAGGAUCAUAGUCCCAUGGUUCUAAUUUUUGUGACAAUAACUAAAAAUGAAAGAAAUAAAAGCUUGAUGAUUUUCUUAAA
Haliotis rufescens (red abalone) is the source of this 3746-nucleotide messenger RNA. RefSeq lists its product as uncharacterized. NCBI's taxonomy places the organism in Eukaryota, Metazoa, Mollusca, Gastropoda, Lepetellida, Haliotidae. The record is from RefSeq and is a predicted model, not a curated record. The transcript has 3 exons. Bases 128 to 1741 code for a protein of 537 amino acids.